AAAUACUUGCACAAUAUAUAUUUUUACAACAUCAUGGAGAAGUUCUCUCAUUAAAUAAUCGUCGUUUUUUAAUGAUCUUUAUUUAUUUUAAUUUUUUCUUAGAUGCUUUUCUUGGUUUUAUUUCUUCAAUACUUCGUUUAAUUAAAAGUGUUAUUGGUGGAAUUAUUUAUAUGUGUCGUUUAGAUUAUUCUCCAUUAGGUCGUAAAUUAGAAACAAUGGAUGGUGGUUUUAGUGCUUAUUGUGGUUUUAUACAUACUGAAUGUGCUCAUCGACAUCCAGUUAUGUUAGCUGUUGUUUCACAUCUUUAUACUCAAAUUAAAAUAAAAGAAUUAAAAAUGAACAUAAUGAAUUCUAAUGAUUUAUCAAUCGAUAAAACAAAUGAAAUAAAACUGAAAUCUCAAUCAAGAUAUGUACGUAAAUGGAAAUUAGCUGUUUUUCUUACGCAAAAUCCAACAUUUGUUUUUUUUCGUAAAGCAUUUCUUAAUCAAUUACAUAUUGAAGAUGUUCGUUAUCUUAAUGAUAUUGAUAAUAAUGAUAAAAGUAAUAUACAACGAAGAUUAUCUGUUUAUACACGUCGAAUGUCUGCCGCUCGAUUAAGUAUUGUUUCUGAUAAUAGUUUAAAAUACUUGGAAGCAUAUCGAUUUUAA
This is a messenger RNA of Rotaria sordida, 647 nucleotides long. The record is from the annotation of a GenBank genome assembly. Lineage: Eukaryota; Metazoa; Rotifera; Eurotatoria; Philodinida; Philodinidae.